This is a messenger RNA of Fusarium pseudograminearum CS3096, 1830 nucleotides long. RefSeq lists its product as uncharacterized. NCBI's taxonomy places the organism in Eukaryota, Fungi, Ascomycota, Sordariomycetes, Hypocreales, Nectriaceae. The record is from RefSeq and is a predicted model, not a curated record. Gene Ontology annotation, biological process: fucose metabolic process; glycoside catabolic process. The coding region runs from base 1 to 1830 and encodes 609 amino acids. Gene Ontology annotation, cellular component: lysosome. Gene Ontology annotation, molecular function: alpha-L-fucosidase activity. The transcript has a single exon.
AUGAUCACCCUACCUCCAAAGGCCACUGCCCUUGUGGCACUUGCCUGCGCUUUGUUCCCCGCCACCACAACAGCCAAAGCCGACGGCCCAUACGAAGCAACAUGGGAAUCAACAGACAAACACAACGCCGCACCAGAAUGGUACCGCGAUGCCAAAUUCGGCGUUUACUGGCACUGGGGAGCUUUCACAACCGCUCAGUACGCCAGCGAAUGGUAUCCACGCAACAUGUACGAGCCCGACUCUGACCAAAGAAAGCACCAUACAGAAACCUAUGGACCACCUGAAGACUGGGGUUAUGAGAACUUCAUCAAAGGCGCAAAGGACAAAAAGGGCAACUUUGUUCAGUUCAAACCUGUUCUCAAGUCAAAAGGUGGUGAAUUCGAUCCCGAGGCCAUUAUCAAGAUUGUUAAAGGUUCUGGUGCUCGGUUUGCUGGGCCUGUGGCUGAACAUCAUGAUGGGUUCUCCAUGUGGGAUAGUAAGGUCAAUGAGUGGAACCCGGUCAACUAUGGGCCCAAGCUAGACUUGGUCAAGCUCUGGGCUGAUCUUGUUCGUGAGAACGAUAUGAAACUUGUUGUCGCUAUGCAUCAGGCGUACAACUACAAUGGCUUCUUCCAAUGGGCGCCAAAGACAAACGAUACGAGCCUGCAGAAAUUGCUUGGUCAACUACCUCGCGAUGAGGAAGAUCAGCUCUGGUUUGACAAGCAUCGCGAGAUGUUGGACCACGUUCAGCCCGACAUCAUCUGGAACGAUUUCUCGCUCGACAGUCCUGGCGAAUGCGGAAGUUUCGAAGGUCCUUGUGCAGUAGACGAGCAGAAACGUCUCGAGUUUCUUGCCUACUACUUCAACCGAGGCGAGGAGUGGGGCAAAGAAGUUGUCACCACCUACAAGCAUCACGACCAUGGCUUCCGCAACACAUCAGCUGUAGACGACUGGGAGCGUGGUGGACCAUCCAACCUCGUUCGUCCCUACUGGCAGACUGAUGAUGCCAUCAGCGCGUCCAGCUGGAGCUACACAGUUGGCAUCAAGUACUACAGCUCCAAAGCCAUGGUACACUCUUUGCUUGAUCGCGUGAGCAAGAAUGGCAACAUGCUGCUCAACAUUUCUCCCAUGGCCAAUGGAGUAUUGCCUGAGGAGCAGAUCAAGGUUUUAAAUGACAUUGGUGACUUCCUCAGUCGUUACGGUGAGGCUGUUUAUGAUACUCGAGCUUGGGAUAUCUAUGGCGAGGGACCGAACCAGGUUGAAGGUGGAUCUUUCACAGCGCCGUUGCAAGGAAAUAGCAGUGAUGUUCGCUUCACACGCAACAAAGGAGAUGAUGUUCUCUACGUCACUGUUCUUGGUUGGCCUGAGGAUAACCUUGUUUCGGUCAAGAACCUUGGAUCAAACGCUCUAGUUGAUCUCAAGGCCUUGAAGUCUGUGCAGCUACUCGGCGACAAGGCUGGCGAUUAUGUGGAGGUUUCCAAAUGGGAUCAGACCAAGGACGCUCUGGACAUUACUCUUCCUUCUCAACCAGCUGAGUCUCUCGCUUACGUUCUCAAGCUUACUUUUGAUGGUGGUAUUCCGGUACCUCAGCCUGAGCGUGGUGCGGCCGUCUUCUCUAAGACGGAUUCGACUGGAAAGGGCGUUGCGCUUGCGUUGGGUACUUUUGACACGGUGUUUUUGACUGAAGCUGGACUUAAGCCUGCAGAUAUCCGCUCUAUUCGGGUGUCAAAUGGCACGAAGGCUACUCUGUUUAGUGGAUUCAGGUUCACAGGAGAGAGCAAGGAGCUCAGCGCUGGGGAACACGAGGUUGAAGAGGGCUCUGUAGGCUCUAUUGUUAUCUCAAAAAUUUGA